This is a messenger RNA of Fusarium venenatum, 2016 nucleotides long. RefSeq lists its product as uncharacterized. Gene Ontology annotation, biological process: tryptophanyl-tRNA aminoacylation. Gene Ontology annotation, molecular function: ATP binding; tryptophan-tRNA ligase activity. The record is from RefSeq and is a predicted model, not a curated record. Gene Ontology annotation, cellular component: cytoplasm. NCBI's taxonomy places the organism in Eukaryota, Fungi, Ascomycota, Sordariomycetes, Hypocreales, Nectriaceae.
AUGGCCGAUCUCAACCCUCCCGCGACUGCUGUUCAGGACCAGGAUAUUAACCCCUGGUCCGUUGAGGGAGCUCAAGGCGAGAAUGGCGAAGUUGCUGCCAUUGACUACGAUGCCAUUUGCUCGAAGUGGAAGACCUCAAAGAUUGACCAUGCGCUUCUCGAGCGAUUCGAGCAAGUGACAGGCAAGAAGCCCCAUCGCUGGCUCCGACGCGGCCUCUUUUUCAGCCAUCGCGACUUCGACAAGAUCCUCACCAAGUACGAGCACGGCGAGCCCUUCUUCCUCUACACUGGUCGCGGUCCCAGCACCGGUAGUCUUCAUCUUGGCCACACAAUCCCUCUCGAGUUCACAAAGUGGCUGCAAGAUGUCUUUGAUGUGCCCCUGGUUUUCAUGUUGACGGAUGAUGAGAAGGCGCUAUUCAAGGACAAUUUGACAUUUGAGGAGACUCUGGCAUAUGCCAUGGAGAAUGCUCGAGAUAUUAUUGCGCUUGGUUUCGACCAGAAGAAGACUUUCCUCUACAGCGAUCUCAAGUACUUGAGCAACCAUUUCCUCAUGAACGCCUGGGAGUUCUCCAAGCUGGUCACCUUUAACCAGGUCCGUGGAGCGUUUGGCUUCGAUGGGAGCUCCAACAUCGGCAAGAUUUUCUUCCCCUCGGUGCAGUGUGUCGCUGCUUUUGCGACAUCAUACCCCGAGAUUUGGUCUGACGAGCCCGCUACUGUCCGAACAAAGGCGCUUGGCAAGAUCCAGUGCUUGAUUCCCAUGGGUAUCGACCAGGACCCUUACUUCCGACUCGUCCGAGAUAACGCCCACCGCAUGAAGAACCCUUCACCAAAGCCUGCUUUGAUCCACUCCAAGUUCCUCACUGCCCUCCAGGGCGCCGGUGGCAAGAUGUCAUCUUCGAACCCCAACUCGGCCAUUUUCAUGACCGAUACUGCUAAGCAAAUUAAGAACAAAAUCAACAAGUUUGCCUUCAGCGGUGGCCGAGAGACACUCGAGGAGCACCGUGAGAAGGGAGGAAACCCUGAUGUCGAUGUGUCUUACAUCUACCUCACCUACUUUGAGGAUGAUGAUGAGAAGCUCCAGAAGGUUUAUGACGACUACAAGAGCGGAUCCCUUCUCACGGGUGAGUUGAAGAAGAUGGCCAUUGAGGCUCUCCAGCCUGUUGUCCAGAGCUUCCAGGAGCGACGAGCUGCUGUUACAGACGAGGUUCUCGAGUCAUUCAUGAAGCCCAGAAGACUACAGUGGGCCGGAAAUCCCAACCCUAAGCCCAAGGAGGAUAAGAAGAAAGAGAAGGCUGAAAAGAAGCCCGAGGAAAAGAAGACUGAGCUGCCUGACCGUACGUAUCGAUGGUCAGUCAUGGCUUCUUUCAUCUCGCGCUCGCUGCGCCCGGUCGCCGCCCGCCGCUUUGUCUCCAUCCCCGUUCGACCCGUCCGACCCCUCUCUACAACCGUUUCACUGCGAUCCGACAACGUUUCUUCUCAGGAGUUUGAGGUUGGCGAACUUCAGGGCGCAAAGUUCAGAGUCGAGCCUCUGCGUCGAGUCGGCGAAGACGAUGCCACUAAGCGAGCUCGCCUCGUCUACCAGUCACGAAAGCGCGGAACCCUCGAGUCUGAUCUUCUCCUCUCCACCUUUGCAGCCGCACACCUUUCUUCCCUGUCUCCCGAGCUUCUUGACCAGUACGACCGUAUUCUUGACGAGAACGAUUGGGACAUUUACUACUGGGCCACACAGAAGGAGGAGCUUUCUUCGACGAACCCUUCAUCCGCCGACUCUCCAUCUACCAACAACAUCGACGCCAAGCCAACAGCCGACCAGGUUACCCGCCAGCCUCCUUCGGGCGAGUGGGCGCAGACCGUGGGUAACUUCAAGGCUGCUUACAGACCUGUGCCCUCGCGCUGGAAGGACAGUGAGAUCCUCGAGAAGUUGAGGGCUCACGUGCGAAGCCGUAGCGUUGACGGUGGUGAAGGCGGUGGCAUGGGCUUCAUGCCUCCUCUGGGACCUGCCGAGGUCAAGAAUUAA